AUGGAGCGUCGAGGUAACCUCCGCACCCAGCGCCCCGUCGUCAGGGACACAGCUGUUGUGUCUGGGCAUCGCUUCCAAGGCUGUGCCUCAGGUUUGAAUGACAAGAAAUCCAAGGCCUAUGAAACAAUGGCUGUUGCUAGUCUGCCGGCUGGCCUUUGUGAUGAUCAGUUACUGAUCUCAGUAGUGAAGCUUCACUACUAAGAAAGUAAGAAUGAGGGUGGAGUUGUUGAAGAUGUGCUAUAUCCAACAAGUACCGAGGCAGAUGCAUAUGCAACAUUCAGAGGAAAAAAAGUCUCUCAUUUUAGUGAAAAGGUCUUUAGCUCUGUAAGUGCUCUCCUUGAUCUUUCUGUUUUUUUGGGUCAAGACACUCUAGAAAGUCUGGUAUUGGAGCUAAAAAGGAAAAUACCAAUAUGCUUCAGUCCUUGGGAAUCCAAUGAAAGAAUCUCCGUUCAGGGAUCAUUCAUGGCUCUCAAGAAGCUCAAAGAAUCUGGUGUUACAAGCAUGUUUGCAGGGAAAAAGUGGAAUAAGCAGAGCCUCAGAGGGAGUACACAGAGAACUAGUAACUCUCUGACGUCACUUGGACCCUCAGUACCUGAGACUACUAGCAGAGGAGAAAGGCUUGUUCUUGACACAGGUGCUUCCCUUUACCUGAGGAAGAAAAGCAGCUUAUAUGAAAGCACACUGAAAAAAUUUCACAUUGUAUGUCAGGUGAGAGUGGAUGGUGAAACCACCACAGUUUGGAUAAACAGUGCUCAAGAUGGUUCUUAGCCAAACAAUGAUGCAAAAGGGUUCAUUGAGAAAUAGUCACAUGCUUUUCAUUUUGAACUUAAAAAGGAGACAUUUAUUUUGGAAGGAAGGGAAAGUAGAGAUAAAAGGACUAUUAAGUUGGCAUGUGAACAACUAAGUUCAAGGUACCUUCUUCUGAUUAAUUUCUGUAGGAUACACAUUGACAUUACAGGAUCUCCUUCUGGCAUGUACUUGUUUAAAAAGGAGGUCAUGAAAUUAGUAAGGCAAAAGUUAAGAACGAUGAAGAAAGUAUAG
Molecule: messenger RNA, 1041 nt
Organism: Manis javanica (Malayan pangolin)
Lineage: Eukaryota; Metazoa; Chordata; Mammalia; Pholidota; Manidae
Source: RefSeq, a predicted model, not a curated record